AUGACGGAUUCCAUUGAGUGGACACGCCUAGGCAGCUCUGGGCUAAAGAUCUCCAAGGCAGUCAUUGGGUUUAUGUCGUAUGGGUCUAAGCGGUGGGCUGAUUGGGUCGAAGAGGACGAAGAGCAGAUCUUUGGGCUCCUGAAGAAGGCUUAUGACGUUGGUCUCAGAACUUAUGACACUGCGGAUGUUUACUCAAAUGGUGAGUCGGAGAGGAUCCUGGGGAGAUUCCUGCGCAAGUUUGAGAUUCCAAGGGACAAAGUUGUCAUCAUGAGCAAAGUGUUCUUUGCAGUCGAUGAACAAUUGCCUUUGAAGCACGGGAACCUGGCAACAGACGACUACACCGUAGAGCUGAUCAAUUCACAGGGGCUAUCACGCAAGCAUAUUCUGGACGCAGCGGAAGCUUCUGUGAAGAGACUGGGCACGUACAUCGACCUCUACCAGAUCCACAGAUAUGACAACGAGGUGCCACCUGAGGAGACGAUGCGGGCGUUGAACGACGUUGUGUCCCAGGGACUCGCACGCUACAUCGGCGCAUCGUCCAUGAGGGCCACGGAGUUCGCGCAGUUACAGUUCAUAGCUGAGAAGAACCAUUGGCACAAGUUCAUCUCGAUGCAAGAUUACUACAAUUUGAUCUACAGGGAGGAGGAACGUGAGAUGCACCAUUUUUGUGCGAAGACCGGGGUUGGGGUGUUGGCAUGGUCGCCGAAUGCGCGUGGGAUACUCACCAGACCAGUUGAUAACGCCACCAAGAGGAUCAAGUCCGACCCGACGUUCGUUGGACUUGGACUGGACAAGCUUACCGCUGUUGAUAAGGCCAUAGUUUCCAGGGUGCAGAAGCUGGCCACGGAUAGAGGUGUCAGCAUGGCCAUUGUCUCUACCGCGUGGGUAAUGUCAAAGGGACAUACGCCAAUCGUCGGGCUUAACUCCACUGAGCGUGUUCUGGAGGUUGUUAGGGCAAGCCAGCUGUCCCUGGACCAGGAGGAGAUUGCAUUUCUGGAAGAGCUCUAUGAACCUAAAAGAGUUGUUGGGUUUAAAUAG
Messenger RNA from Williopsis jadinii, 1038 nucleotides. Its product is annotated as aldo-keto reductase superfamily protein. The transcript has a single exon. NCBI's taxonomy places the organism in Eukaryota, Fungi, Ascomycota, Saccharomycetes, Phaffomycetales, Wickerhamomycetaceae. The record is from RefSeq and is a predicted model, not a curated record. Bases 1 to 1038 code for a protein of 345 amino acids.